Messenger RNA from Penicillium malachiteum, 1281 nucleotides. Its product is annotated as thermophilic desulfurizing enzyme family protein. Gene Ontology annotation, molecular function: flavin adenine dinucleotide binding; 3-methylbutanoyl-CoA dehydrogenase activity. The record is from RefSeq and is a predicted model, not a curated record. The transcript has 3 exons. The coding region runs from base 1 to 1281 and encodes 426 amino acids. Gene Ontology annotation, biological process: L-leucine catabolic process. Lineage: Eukaryota; Fungi; Ascomycota; Eurotiomycetes; Eurotiales; Aspergillaceae.
AUGAGUGACGAAGUUCCUGCCACUGAUCCAUCGAUCUAUACUUCCUACGAAGCAAAGUGGGCUUCACUGCCUGAUACUGCCGAUGCCUGGCUUGCUAGAGCUCGUGAGGUAGCACAAGUAUUGUCCCAAGAUGCGGCACAGAGAGACCAAGAGAACAAGUCUCCUCGUGCAGAGGUCGCACUCUUGAAGCACUCUGGCUUGCUUAAGCUUCUGGGUCCCAAGAAAUAUGGUGGCGGAGAGCAGUCAUGGAGUGUUGGUUAUCAGGUCAUUCGAGAAGUUGCCAAAGCAGAUGGUUCCAUCGGUAUGCUACUCGGUUACCAUCUUCUCUGGUCGACCACAGCAAAUGUCGUUGGCACACCGGAGCAAAUCGAGCGAACACACCAAUUGAUCAUUUCAAACAACUAUUUUGUUGGUGGCGCGGUCAAUCCUCGAGAUAGCGACCUGAAGAUCACCUCUGACGGCGAUUAUAUCGUUUUUAAUGGAGCCAAGCACUUCAAUACCGGUGGCGUUGUCUCGGACCUCACUGUCUUGGAGGGUGUGCUGGAGGGUACUGAAGGUCAUAUCUUUGCCCUGGUUGAAACCCGACAGCCGGGGAUUGAAUUCGCCCAUAACUGGCACAACAUCGGUUUGCGUCUGACAGAGUCUGGCGGUGUUAAGAUCAACAACAUCCGAGUUCCAUGGUCUGAUGCAUUAGGUUGGGAUGCGUCUACCAAGACACCCCGUAAAGAUACUCUUCUAAUCCCAUUUGCGACUCUCCUGCUUCCAACUAUUCAAUUGGUUUUCAGCAACUUUUACCUCGGAAUUGCCAUUGGGGCUCUGGAAUUUGCAUCAAAGUACACCACUAAUGGUACACGCCCUUGGCCAUUUGGCGGAGACAACAAGGAAUCUGCCACGGAUGAGUUUUAUAUCCUGGAGCGAUAUGGUAACUUCUUUGCCCAUCUCCGAGCAACUGAAGCAUUAGCCGACCGUGCUGGUGACCAGAUCUCUGCGCUAUACAUUAAACACGGUUCCAAUCGCUCUGCUUUGACGGCAGAAGAGCGCGGUGAGGUUGCCGAAUGGGUUGCCAGUGUCAAGGUUGUCACCACGGAUGUCGGACUCCGGGUUACUUCAGGAGUGUUUGAAGUGACUGGAGCUCGUGCAACUGCAUUGAAAGUGGGACUUGACCGAUUCUGGCGAGAUAUCCGUACCCAUACACUUCAUGAUCCCGUCGCGUACAAGAACCGGGAACUAGGGCGAUUUGCACUCUUGCAUGAAUACCCAGAGCCAUCUUGGUACACAUAG